AGCAGCAGACAGGCGGACACAGGGAGAGCCGUCAUGAAGCUGUACCGUCUAGUCACGUACUCCCCAAAUUUCCUUAAUUCCGUCGUAAGACGAGCCCUUUCCUCGCGACGAGUCGUCACAGUGACAUUAUGAAGCAGGCAACGUUCCAAAUCAGUGACAACUAAGGAAAUUAAUAGUCUAACCAAACUAUUUCCCAAUGACUUGGGGAUUGUUGACAUGAUCCACCGAAAACUUAACCUGUCUCAACUUGGUGCUCUGCAAUAAGUAAGGAGUACACCACACAUUUUUCUCGAGUGAUACCGCCACUGGCUAGCACUAUGACUUCAUUGUUUGGCAUUCCUCUUUGUGGUUCUUUAUUCCUGCCCCUUAUCAUCGGAAUUGCGACUGUUUCGUUUUUCUGGACAUUCGUUUUUUCCAAAAAGGGCCUCAAGUGCAAUGCUGAGGAUAGGGGCGAAAUGAAAACAAAUAGUGUGCCCAAAGAAAAAGUGUUCCUUGAAACCAAGAAAAAAGCCAAAGACAAGGGAAAGAAAAAAUGUGGAAGUAGCGGAGGUUGCUGCAGUAAGAAGGAUGGUAAAUCAGGAGGUUGCAGCGACUCGAAUCAAUCAAUUCAGAGUGCCAAAGUUUUCCUAGAUAAGCAGUCAAAUAUCUGCCAGGAGUUUGCUGGAGUUUUAGCAAAGCCACUAUCUGAAAACAUAGCUACAGAAUUACUGAACAUUUCACAUACUGAAUCAGUCAACCUUACUGAACAUGCUGAUGGUUCCCUUUGUAUCUUCAUUAUAGAUACUUCUAUUUCAAAUGGCCAACCUCACUGGCUGCUUAGAGCUCUGAGCAAUUUGGCAAGCACAGAAAGACCUCUUUCAGGGAUGAAAUACUCGGUGUUCACAUUACAGGAUGCUCCAUUAGAAUCUAAGGCGGAGCCAGUAGACCAAUUCCUGCACAAAUCUGGUGCAGUGAGAGUAUGCAGAGCUGAGAUAGCAGAGAUCACAGCUGCUCUCUCUUCAAACGUUUUUGAUGACUGGGCAGAAGAGGUUCUUUCUCGAAUCCAACUAUGGAACUCUCCCAAGAAGAAAUCAUGCAAGUGUGGCCCUAAAGAAAAGGCAAGUAAUGUAAAAGAGUCGUGUAGUAGCAGUGAUUGUAGUUCUGACGAUGAAGAUGGAAGGAAUUCAUCACCUUCCGAGCCUAUCUUAGACUUGGAGGAUAUAGCAAAGCUGCUUUAGGAUUGUAUUUAUUAUUGGCCCGUAGAGAUCAUCUGACACAUUGGAGUACAAUAUGCAGUGCUUUAUUGUACUCACAUGAAAAUCGGUACCCUUUCCCAUUUAUUAAACACUAUUCUUCAACAUUUCAUAAUAAAAUAUUAUGGGAAAACAGAAGUGAGAACAAGGAUACAACUAAGCUUCUUAACUUUUCUAUGUUUUUAUAUACUUUUAAAGUCUUCAAAACUAUUGAAUUAUCACAGAUUGUUGAA
Molecule: messenger RNA, 1465 nt
Organism: Thrips palmi
Lineage: Eukaryota; Metazoa; Arthropoda; Insecta; Thysanoptera; Thripidae
Exons: 6
Coding region: 318-1217 (299 amino acids)
Biological process (GO): tRNA processing
Molecular function (GO): FMN binding; 4 iron, 4 sulfur cluster binding
Source: RefSeq, a predicted model, not a curated record